AUGUCUGAACCGGUAGUUGCGGAUCAGCCCGACCUGUCGAGCCUCACCGGUUCCCCGGGACAGAAGCGUAAGAGAGAGGAGGAGAGCCCUGACGCGCAGCGGGCGAAGCGAGCCGCGCCCCCAGCGUCCAUGUCAGCCGACACGGCCGCCUUCAUCGAGAAUGCCAUCGAGGCCACGCACGCGGCGAGCACGGGCGGCGUCAAUGUCGCCGACUUCAACGCCCUCCAGCAGGCCGCUGCGGCCGAUCACACGGAAACGUCGGAUCCCUCCAACGCGACGAGCACAGCUCAGGCCGCCCUGGGCAUGUAUCCCACAUUGCACGUGCCUCCGUCUACGGAAGAGCAGUUUGCCGCGCAGACGGGCGCCGAGGGGGACCACGGCCAUGAUGGCUCGUUCAACCCAGACGUGCCACCGGACGGCCUGCUCGACAGUUCCAACGUGGCGGCGAACCAGCAGCCGGGUCCCCCCUCGAAUGGUGUUCAGCCCCAAGGACACAGGUACUCGACGUCGUCAGCAUCGGGGAAUCCGAAACCGAGCGUCGGAUCGGAGGAGUGGCAUAAGAUGCGCAAGGACAACCACAAGGAAGUGGAACGUCGGCGCCGCGAAACGAUCAACGAAGGCAUUAACGAACUGGCUAAGAUCGUGCCGGGGUGCGAGAAGAACAAGGGAUCAAUCUUGCAGAGAGCCGUGAGCUUCAUCCAGCAACUUAAGGAGAACGAGCAACAGAACAUUGAGAAGUGGACCCUGGAGAAGCUCUUGACGGAGCAGGCCAUUACGGAGCUCAGCGCGUCCAACGACAAACUCAAGCAGGAGUGCGAGAGGCUGUACCGAGAGCUCGAGACGUGGAAGAGGGUCGCGCAGAAUGCGGGUCUCGAGCCGCCGCAACCAAAGGAGGAGCCGGCCGCGGGCGCAGCGUCAAGCUAG
Messenger RNA from Purpureocillium takamizusanense, 924 nucleotides. It is a transcript of the gene CBF1, whose product is annotated as basic helix-loop-helix protein. The transcript has 2 exons. NCBI's taxonomy places the organism in Eukaryota, Fungi, Ascomycota, Sordariomycetes, Hypocreales, Ophiocordycipitaceae. Gene Ontology annotation, cellular component: nucleus. Gene Ontology annotation, molecular function: DNA-binding transcription factor activity; protein dimerization activity. The record is from RefSeq and is a predicted model, not a curated record. The coding region runs from base 1 to 924 and encodes 307 amino acids.